CCAGGGCGACACACAAUCUAACGCCGUGUAAAAUAACGCAUUGCUCGUAAGUACCUCAAUAUUAAGUAAUACUAAAUAUUAAUUUGAUUUUCAUGGACUAUUUCAGUCGCGGUUAUGAAGUAAGAAAGUGCAACAUUAAUAUCACCCCCAUAUUGUUUUAAGUAUCAAUUACUUUAAUAGUGAAAAGAAAUAGACGCUGCUCGAUAGCUAGAAAUUGACCUCUGAGAGCCGACGAUGAAGUAAAAAGAGUAGAAAGCAGAUAACCAAUAAUUUAAUUGUAAGUUAAUAUCUGUGGAGAGUAUGUGAUAAUACAAUCAAAAUACGUAUGGUGCUUGAGAAGAAUAUUAAAUAUUCCUUUUCUAAGGUGUCAACUUCUCUACACAGGAAAAUGGACAACGUCGAUCAAGAAACACUAUUUUCACCAUCGAUGUGGAAUAAAAGAACAAGUCCGGAGAAAGUAGUGACAAACUUCCUGAAGCUUGGCGAGGAAGUUACCAUUCGCGCCCGGGAAAAUACCAAGUGUAAACUCGACGUUCCUUAUGGACCCUCCGUAAAAACUAAGUAUGACGUCUAUGGCAUUGAUCUACCAAAUGAUGCUCCGAUAUUUGUAUUCAUACACGGUGGAUACUGGCAAGAAACGAGUAAAAAUGUUAUCGCAUUUCCGGUAGAAAACUGUGUGUCAGAAGGCAUAAAGGUUAUUUGCGUUGGCUAUGACUUAUGUCCCAACGUCCAACUGCGUGACAUCGUACUUCAAAUUAAGUCCGCUACGCAUCAAAUUCUUGAUAGUGCGGCCAAAUCUGGAUCUCGGGGCGUUUGGGUGGGUGGUCACAGUGCUGGGGCACAUUUGUCGGCUAGUUUACUGGAACCAAAAUGGCUUGUGGAUGAACCAAACAGUACAUUGCUCAAAGGACUUGUGCUUCUCAGUGGUAUUUACUUUCUGGAACCACUACUUACAACUUCGUACAACGAUCGGUUGAAACUGGACAGCAAAGAAGCAAGAUUCAUGAGUGCCCUGAGUGUAUUGCACGCCCCUGUUCCGAACUUGAAAGCAAUGGUUGUGGUCGGAGAAUGUGAUUCUCCUGAAUUUAUAGAACAAGCGCGCCAAUUGACCAAGCAACUCUGUAGCUACAUGGACAACGUGGAAUAUAUAUUACUUCGAGAUAGUAUCGAUCACUAUAGUAUGUUGGAAAAUUUGACAAUUAACGAUUUUCCGCUCACCAAACGAAUAGUGAAACUUAUAAAAGGUACUUUCGAUUAAAAUUUAUGCACAGAUUUAAUUACUCUUAGUCUUUGUUGAGGGACUUAGAAGAAAGGUAUCUGCUCCUGAAUUUGUAAAAAAGCAAUCAAUUUAAUACUCAACGAAUACAAGAAAAUAAUAUAUGUAAUACUUACAAUAAAUAAUACAAUAGAUGAUUAA
This is a messenger RNA of Neodiprion virginianus, 1417 nucleotides long. It is a transcript of the gene KFase, whose product is annotated as kynurenine formamidase. Gene Ontology annotation, molecular function: hydrolase activity. The transcript has 9 exons. The record is from RefSeq and is a predicted model, not a curated record. Bases 326 to 1258 code for a protein of 310 amino acids. Lineage: Eukaryota; Metazoa; Arthropoda; Insecta; Hymenoptera; Diprionidae.